Molecule: messenger RNA, 1211 nt
Organism: Pseudonaja textilis
Lineage: Eukaryota; Metazoa; Chordata; Lepidosauria; Squamata; Elapidae
Gene: TNNT1
Product: troponin T1, slow skeletal type
Biological process (GO): regulation of muscle contraction; slow-twitch skeletal muscle fiber contraction; sarcomere organization
Cellular component (GO): troponin complex
Molecular function (GO): tropomyosin binding; troponin T binding
Source: RefSeq, a predicted model, not a curated record
GUUGUCAUUUUCCUCUCCACAAAUCACAGCAAUCCCAUAUGAGGGGUGUGGGCCAGUGGGGAGGAAGAGAGAGAGGGGUAUCUGGUUACCUCAUUAUAAGGGCUCCCAACUUGCCAAGCUACCCCUGCUCCUGGAGAAGCCAGUGCUUGCUCAGUAGAGCCAGCGAGAUCUUUGACCCUUCUGCUUCCAGAUAAAACCUAAUAACUUCCACCAUGUCUGAUGAAGAAGUUGAAUAUGAGGAGGAGCAGCAGGAAGAAGAGGAACAUGGUGCUGGAGAAGAAGAAGAAGAAGAAGUAGCCGACGAACCUGACCAGGCUCCUGAGCCAGAAGAAGAACGUCCCAGACCAAGGCCAAUGGUUCCACAGUUAGCUCCUCCAAAAAUCCCCGAGGGGGAGAGAGUGGAUUUUGAUGACAUCCAUCGCAAACGGAUGGAGAAGGAUCUUCUGGAGCUGCAGACUCUCAUUGACGUACACUUUGAGCAGAGGAAAAAAGAAGAGGAAGAACUUGUGGGUCUCAUGACAAGGAUUGAACAACGCAGGGCUGAGCGUGCCGAGCAACAGCGAGUCCGCACUGAGAAAGAACGGGAACGACAGGCCAAGCUUGCCGAAGAAAAGAUGAGGAAAGAAGAAGAAGAGGCCAAGAAAAGAGCUGAAGAUGAUGCUAAGAAGAAGAAAGUGCUGUCCAAUAUGGGAGCUCACUUUGGUGGAUACCUGAUCAAGGCAGAGCAAAAACGUGGAAAGCGGCAGACUGGCCGAGAAAUGAAGAUCCGGAUCUUAACAGAGCGACGAAAACCUUUGAACAUAGAGAACUUAAGCGAGCAACAGUUGAGGGAAAAAGCCAAGGAGCUCCAUGACUGGAUCCAUCAUCUAGAAUCAGAGAAGUUUGAUCUGAUGGAGAAACUCAGACGUCAAAAAUACGAGAUCAACGUUCUGUAUAAUCGCAUCAGCCACGCCCAGAAGUUCAAAAAGGGUGCUGGAAAAACCAGGCUUGGUGGUCGCUGGAAGUAAAAGGGAGUCAACUCAGCAUGUGGAGCCCAAUCUGAAAGUCUCCCUGGCAACAGAAGUGACUGCUGAUUACAUCUCAUCCUUUUUUUUCCCCCUCUUGUGUUGCUUUGUGUUGAGUUGAACGCUUUCCUGUUCCAUUCCCUGACUCCUUGUCAUGUGCAUCUCUGACCAGUCAUGUGCCACAAGCCACACAAUAAAUCAACCUCU